Neopsephotus bourkii (Bourke's parrot) is the source of this 2005-nucleotide messenger RNA. RefSeq names its product DnaJ heat shock protein family (Hsp40) member C21 (gene DNAJC21). Gene Ontology annotation, cellular component: cytoplasm. The record is from RefSeq and is a predicted model, not a curated record. Gene Ontology annotation, molecular function: nucleic acid binding; zinc ion binding. The transcript has 12 exons. The coding region runs from base 70 to 1677 and encodes 535 amino acids. Lineage: Eukaryota; Metazoa; Chordata; Aves; Psittaciformes; Psittacidae.
CCCGGCCCCGCCUCUACCCGCUGUCCCGUCCGCGCCGGCCGGCGCUUCCCACCCCACUGAGCUGCCGCCAUGAAGUGUCACUACGAGGUGCUGGGAGUGAAGCGCGACGCCGCCGAGGAGGAUCUGAAGCGGGCGUACCGCCGGCUGGCGCUGCGCUGGCACCCGGAUAAAAACCUAGAGAACGCGGAGGAAGCGGCAGAGCAGUUCAAGUUAAUCCAGGCAGCGUACGACGUCCUCAGCGACCCCCAGGAAAGAGCCUGGUAUGAUAAUCAUAGGGAGGCUUUGUUGAGAGGAGGAGUUGAUGGAGACUAUCAAGAUGAUAGUUUAGAUCUGCUGCGCUACUUCACUGUUAGCUGUUACUCUGGAUAUGGAGAUGAUGAGAAGGGAUUCUUUACAGUCUAUCGAGAAGUUUUUGAAAAGAUUGCAAAAGAAGAGGUGGAAUACAUGACCCGGGAAGAUAUUGAAGAGUUCCCUAUGUUUGGCAAUUCCCAAAGCGACUAUGAUACGGUAGUCCACCCUUUCUAUGCAUAUUGGCAGAGUUUCUGUACUCAGAAGAACUUUGCUUGGAAAGAAGAAUAUGACACACGACAAGCCUCAAACCGCUGGGAGAAACGAGCUAUGGAAAAAGAGAACAAGAAAAAGAGAGAUAAAGCCAGGAAAGAGAGGAACGAACUGAUCCGUCAGCUAGUAGCCUUUAUUCGUAAAAGGGAUAAAAGAGUACAAGCUCAUAGAAAACUUGUGGAAGAACAAAAUGCAGAAAAAACUAGAAAAUCGGAGGAAUUUCGGAGGCAGCAGAAGCUCAAACAAGCCAAGCUGGCUGAGCAAUAUAAAGAGCAAAGCUGGAUAACUAUGUCAGAUCUGGAAAAGGAGUUGCAAGAGAUGGAGGCACAAUAUGAAAAGGAAUUUGGAGACGGAUCAAGUGACGAGGAGGAAUUAGAAGAACAGGAGACAAAAGGCAUCGAAGAGAAACUGAAUGAUGAAAUUGAAGAAGCUGAAUUUGUUGAUGGUCUAUACUGCCCUGCUUGUGACAAGUUGUUAAAAACUGAGAAAGCCAUGAAGAAUCAUGAAAAGUCAAAGAAGCAUCGAGAGAUGGUGGCACUGUUACGACAGCAACUGGAAGAAGAAGAAGGGAAAUUUCCUGUGUCUUUGGAUGAUGCAUGUGAAAUGCAUACCAGAGAGGAAGAAACAGAAGACAUGCCCAAGCAGAAACUCUCGAAGAAGCAGAGGAAGAAACAGAAAACAAUAGUGACUUAUGAGGAUUCUCUUGAUGAAAGUGCUGAUGAAGAAACAGUUGAACAAAAGGAGGUGCACGAUGUGGACAAGGACAGUGGCACAGCAGAGGAGUUGGUAAAUGAUGGCCAAAGAUGUGCUGUGUCAGAGGAUGCAAGUGCUACAGAAGAUGUCAGUCAAGUGAAUGAAGCAAGAGGUGAAGCUAAAAGUACUAAGCCUAAAGGGAAGAAAGCCAAGGAAGCAAAAAAGUCUGCUAAGGCAUCUUCAGAGCACCCAACAACUAAUGAAGUUCCUAUCCACUGUGUCACCUGCAACUGUGCAUUUCCAUCCCGAAAUAAACUGUUUGAACACCUGAAAGCCACAGGGCAUGCAAAAGCCACACAAGCAGCAGCUGUAAAUGGAGCUGUAAACACCAGAAACAAAAAAGAGAAACGUAAAAACAGAUAGAACUUUGCUAAGAGUGUCAGUCUACAGAAUCGUACAUGAGUGCUGUCCUGGAGCAGAGAGGUGAACAUUAAUUGUGUCUGGAGUUGAAUAGAGAAGGCAAGUCCUAAUUUGGGUGAAAAAAAAGGAAGAUGAAACAUAAAGAAUAAUAUCUUGUGAAGAAACCUGUGCUUGUUUUUGGGUUCAUUAGCCUUUCUUUAAUGACUGCAUUUGACUUGCUGUCUCAGCAGCUUUCACAGUGGGGUCGGGGAAGUAGUAAUUCAGAUUGACCUUGUGUUCCUGUAGAAACAUGACCAGAUAAAGUGCCCACACAGAGGGUUUAUUGUUUUAA